UUAUUGGAGUUGGUGUAGUCAGUAGACCUCAACCCCAACACGGGGAUGUCAGGAUCAUUUGGAAAAUAAGUCACUUGCAAAACAGGAACUUCUGGGACAGUCACUCUUGGUGUCAAGCAUGGCAGGUAGACCUGCAAGAAAGAAGGUGUUAUUUAUCUGCCUGGGAAAUAUCUGCCGGUCCCCCAUAGCAGAAGCUGUGCUUAACCAUGUACUGAAGGAACGAGGUAUCACGGAUUGGGAAGUGGAUUCAGGUGCCAUAGGACCAUGGCACGUUGGCCUAGGACCUGACUCUCGUGCUAUUAGUGUCAUGAAGGGACACAAAAUACCUAUGACUCAUAAGGCUAGACAACUCACUAAAGCAGACUUCACACACUAUGACUACAUUUUUGGGAUGGACCAUGAGAACAUCUCUGACAUCAAAUCUCGUGCUCCCAAGAAAAGCACGGCUCAGAUUGAACUCUUUGGAUCAUAUGAUCCUAAAAAGGAGUUGAUCAUCAGAGAUCCAUACUAUGAUGAUGAUGAUGAAGGGUUUGAGAAGUGCUAUGAACAGUGUUUACGGUGCAGUAAUGGUUUUUUGGAUGCUGUGAAAUAGCUUUUAUCUAGUUGCAAGACUUCUCAUUGUUUUAGGGCUCAAUAUACAGUGGAACCUCUACUUGCGACUUUAAUCCGUUCCAUGAGCUUGCUCGCAACUGGAUUUGCUCAUUUGCAGAGUCAGAUUUCCUCAUUUAAAUUAAUUGAAAUGCAAUUAAUCCGUUCCAGCGGAAUUCUGUACUUCAAUAAUUUCGCUAAUAUCAACUCUGUGGCUUAUUUAUCUAUCUCGCUUCAUCUAAAAUGACAUAAUAAACAACAUAAAUAACAAAGAAACAUAAUAUAUACUCUAAAAUGAAUAAAAUAUAUCAUUCAUGUAGUGGUAUGGGCGGUGUCGGCAGUGGACGAGAGUUUGUCUGGGGACUGGGCAAAAUACUUCAUGAAUAAUUUCGCUGAUAUCAUCUAUACGGCUUGUUUAUAUAUCACAGUUCAUCUAAUAUGACAUAACAAAACAAAUAAAUAAAGUAGAAACAUGAUAUAUACCCUGGAAUGAAUAAAAUACUGUAUGUCUUUAUGUAACAGGUGGUGGCAGCCACAACCGCUCCCUUAGUUGUGGUAAACACUGCCAUCUAGUGAUGGCUUUUUGAAGCUGUCUCUUAUUAUAAUUAUUAUAUAUACGUAGUACAUUAUUAUUAUAUAUGUAUUAUUAUUAUUAUACAUAUAUUAUUAUUAUUGUAUUAUAUUAUUAUACUAUUAUUAUUAUACGUAUUAUUAUUAUACAUAUUAUUAUUAUUAUUAUUAUUAUUGUUAUUAUUAUUAUUAUUAUUAUUAUUAUUAUAUGAAUAAUUUGUAAUUUUCAUUCACACAAAAAAUAUAAGACUUACUGUUAUUUCUUAUUGCAAUAAUUGUAUAACGUCGACCCAUUCACGACUGCAUAUUGGAAUGGACUGUGACGUACGUCAUUUGUUUACUCUGAAACAGCCAAGCAAUAGACCAUUUCUCCUAGGUUGAGCUCUAUUUCAAGGUACUUUUCAUCGUGAAAGCAAUUAAAAUCAUAUCUAUUUCUGUAAUAUAUCUUCCAUUCUAUCAAAUGAGACCAAAAAAUGAGAAUACAACCAUAAAAACCAUUUGAAAUUACUGCUUAGGGGUGGCUAAUUGCUGAGAAGUGAACUCCAUUAUUUAUGCUUAGAGUUCUUUCAUUUUUGGUGUAUGUUAAGAAGCAUCUUUCCAUCAUACAUUGCCCAAGUUUCAAUAAGAUAGUCCAACAAACAAAUGAGAUACAAUUCCCGAGACCAAGAGCAAGAGUCCCUCACCAGUGUCAAGGAACCUGCCUUGAGGUCUGCUCGCUUGUGGAAAUUUUGCUCACUUAUGGAAACAAAAAAUCGACCCAUCGACUGCUCGUAUUUGGAAAAACUCACACGUGGACACGCUCGCAAGUAGAGGUUCCACUGUAUUAUCUUUAUUGUAAUAUUAUGAAAAUACUUCAUCUCUUAAAUUAAUAACUUACUUUUACUUGUUUAACCCUCUAACUGUCCAAACGUGGAUCUACAUUUGCUCGCGAAGCACUCCGAAUGUAGGUCUACAUUUUUUUUACGUUCUUUCUUAUGAAGAAAAUCAAGGUCGGAGCGCUAUGCGCGCAAACAUAGAUCUACGUUUGGACAGUUUAAAGGUUAAUAGUAUUGUAAAUUUUAGUCAUUUCAGAGGUCCUUCUGUUUAAAAAUUUAAAUGGGAAUAAAUGAGGACUGUUUUAGAUGUCUAGUUUAUUAUGGUGGCAGCUAUGUGUACUGUACAUAAUACUUUAUUAAAUAAAAUAUUUGGCUUAUAA
Messenger RNA from Cherax quadricarinatus, 2353 nucleotides. RefSeq names its product low molecular weight phosphotyrosine protein phosphatase. The record is from RefSeq and is a predicted model, not a curated record. Gene Ontology annotation, biological process: protein dephosphorylation. Gene Ontology annotation, cellular component: cytoplasm. Lineage: Eukaryota; Metazoa; Arthropoda; Malacostraca; Decapoda; Parastacidae. Gene Ontology annotation, molecular function: acid phosphatase activity; non-membrane spanning protein tyrosine phosphatase activity.